Messenger RNA from Pyricularia grisea, 1032 nucleotides. RefSeq lists its product as uncharacterized. The coding region runs from base 1 to 1032 and encodes 343 amino acids. Lineage: Eukaryota; Fungi; Ascomycota; Sordariomycetes; Magnaporthales; Pyriculariaceae. The transcript has 3 exons. The record is from RefSeq and is a predicted model, not a curated record.
AUGAAUGCCCUCUCACUACAUCCCAGCUCGAGACUCGCGGCAUCGUACAGCAUGGCCCUGCUCAAGCAGGUUCCGGAUAUUCUACUCCCGGCGGAAACCACCUCCUUCCCAGGUGACCGCGUCAAUCCGAUUAGGCACAUGAUCCGCAAGAGCUUCCGUCGCAACAGCCACGACACCAGCCCGCGUCUCGUCGUCUCGUCCCUGUCAAAUGGCUACAAAUUCCUCCACCUCCUCGACGCCGCCAAGACGACCGGCAGCCCAGAACACAAGACCGUCGUCGACCUGAUCCAGCGGAACACCUCGCGCCGCAAACCGCCGACCCCACACCCGGAGCCCACGCCGGAGCCCCCGACCAAACACCUCCUAACCCGGCACCCGAACCCCAAAUACGACCCGGACGAGUGGUUCGCGACCACCAAGCAGCCUCGCUUUUUCUACAGCCCGGCGGAGCGGCCCCGCUCGGCCAAGGAGCUCGGCGGCUCCGGCAUCCGGCGCGUCCCCCAUGUCGCCACCACGGCUUGUGACUACCCCUUCCUGCGUACGAAGAAGCCCCAGCCCAUGAGCCUCGGCGUGUCGCUCUGGCGCCGGAGCCAGCAGAAACAGCGUUGGAGGACCCUUUGUAUAGAGUUUGAGGGUGACGCCGCGCGGCUGGCACGGCUCGAGGACGAGUGGGAAGAUCUCGUGGCCGGUGGCCCCGGUCUCGGUGCUGCCGCCGACGGCGGGGCGACGUUUGCCAAGUCCAUUGCUGAGUCGCUCCUCUUUUUGAACCGUGUCGAGAUCUUGGACAAUAUGGACAAGAUGUAUAGGGCGGCGGCCCUAAACGAGAUUGAGGACAGGGAGAGGGAGCUCGCUAAAAAGGAAGCGGCUGCUAGAGAAAAGGCUGCUAGAGGUGAGAGCAAGGCUGGAGGUGUCAGGGGGAACAUGCGUUUCACUCCAGGAGAAAAAAAGAAAGACUGGUCGUCUGGCUCAGCAUCAGUGAGACGGGUUUUAUGCCAGGAGCUGGACCGACGCACGGUCCCAAGGUACCGGUGA